AUGGCCAAGUUUAUUUUCUUAUGCUUUUUAUUAGCAAACACUCUUCUAUGUCAUGUUAUGGCUACAAUUACAAAUCAACCUCAAAGUAAUGUCCAAUCAAUUUCAUCACCAUCUUCAAAUGCUCCUUCUCAAAGUCCCUUUAGCCAAAGAGCAAAUGAAGUUGAACCCUCUAUUGGAAGAAAACUUGGUAAGCACCAAUAUAUAUCACCAAGUCCUAGCCCUUUUGAAGGAAGUAUUCUUAGUCAUGAAAAAACUUCUGUUUUGGAUUCUCAAAGUCAUUUUCAUUUGGUGAAACAACAUCAUUCAUUUGAUAAGUCUAUAGCUGGUGGAGGUGUUAUUCUUGGAGGACUUGCUACAACUUUUUUGGUGGUUGUUUAUUGUUAUAUUAGAGCCACUUCAAAGCACAAGUUAGAUACUACUACUACCUAG
Molecule: messenger RNA, 429 nt
Organism: Vicia faba (fava bean)
Lineage: Eukaryota; Viridiplantae; Streptophyta; Magnoliopsida; Fabales; Fabaceae
Source: the annotation of a GenBank genome assembly